Molecule: messenger RNA, 142 nt
Organism: Entrophospora candida
Lineage: Eukaryota; Fungi; Glomeromycota; Glomeromycetes; Entrophosporales; Entrophosporaceae
Source: the annotation of a GenBank genome assembly
AUCUCAAAGACUAAUAUCACCAUCAUUGCCUAUUGUCAAUAACGACAACAAUAAUAAAAUCCAAUAUAGAGAUACAAAUGAUGUUAGUGAUUUUAGUAAAAAGUCAGGAGCAUUCAACACAGUAGGUGUAUCAAAUAUAAAU